AUGGAGGGACGAGUGAGUCAAAGCUUGGCACUUCGAGACAUUGCCACCGAUCCUCAGGGGGUCACUAUCUUUAUACCCACUGUACGGAGGCGGUCGGUCGUAGCUCCGCCCCCGCACUUGGGCUCCGCCUCCCGGCCCCACUUCCGCCGGGCGAGCGUCUGUAGGCCGCGGUUUGCAGAAUCACGGAAGAUGGCGGCCAUGACGGUGAACGGAACGACGGGCGUCUGGAGCUCCGGGUCUGCGGCCGUGCUGCCCACCGCGGCCGGCAUGUACGAGCAAUUCAAGGGCGAGUGGAACCGGAAAAGCCCCAAUCUUAGCAAGUGCGGAGAAGAGCUGGGCCGCCUCAAGCUGGUUCUGCUGGAGCUUAACUUCCUGCCAACCACAGGGACCAAGCUGACCAAACAACAUCUCUUUCUGGCCCGUGACAUAUUGGAGAUCGGGGCCCAGUGCAGCAGCCUUCGCAAGGACAUCCCCUCCUUCGAGCGCUGCGUGGCUCAGCUCAAAUGCUACUACUUUGAUUACAAGGAGCAGCUCCCUGAGUCAACCUACAUGCACCAGCUCUCGGGCCUCAACCUCCUCUUCCUGCUGUCCCAGAACCGGGUGGCUGAGUUUCAUACAGAGUUGGAGCGCCUACCUGCCAAGGAUAUCCAGACCAAUGUCUACAUCAAGCACCCUGUGUCCCUUGAGCAGUACCUGAUGGAGGGCAGCUACAACAGUUUCCUGGCCAAAGGCAACAUCCCUGCUGAGAGCUACACCUUCUUCAUCGACAUUCUGCUGGACACUAUCAGGGACGAGAUGGCAGGGUGUAUUGAGAAAGUCUAUAAGAAAAUCCUUUUCACUGAGGCCACCCGGAUCUUCUUCUUCAACACACCCAAAAAGAUGACAGACUAUGCUAAGAAGCGAGGGUGGGUCCUGGGCCCCAGCAACUACUACAGUUUUGCCAGCCAGCAGCAGAAGCCAGAAGACACCACCAUCCCCUUCACGGAACUGGCCAUCGAGUAUGCCCGGCAGCUGGAGAUGAUUGUCUGAGCCCACUGGCCCUGGGGCAGAGCAGGGUAUGGUUAUUUAAGAGUCACAGUGCAGGUUGUCCUCCAAUAAAGGUGGAUUGACAUUCGUUCUUCCAGACCCUUGUAUCCCCAGUUGGGACGGCAGAGAAACAAUUAUCAUCUUUGGAGAACUUGGAAGUUUGGGGACUUAUGGGGGUUGGAAAUAACACCCUCCAUCUAGUCAGCCUCUGUCCAGUGGCUAUUGCUCCUGGUCUCAAACACAGAUGCCCUGUGGCACAUGGAAGAGCACAGGCCCCAAAUGGACACACUGGAAUAUUGGGCCAGGGCCUCCAAAUCUUUCAGCAAAGGGUGUGAAGUGUCCCAUUUUUAAAAUGUUGGCAGUGGAUUAAAUAAUUUUACAAAU
This is a messenger RNA of Sciurus carolinensis (gray squirrel), 1410 nucleotides long. Its product is annotated as 26S proteasome non-ATPase regulatory subunit 8-like. Gene Ontology annotation, cellular component: proteasome regulatory particle; proteasome regulatory particle, lid subcomplex; cytosol. Gene Ontology annotation, biological process: proteasome-mediated ubiquitin-dependent protein catabolic process. The record is from RefSeq and is a predicted model, not a curated record. Lineage: Eukaryota; Metazoa; Chordata; Mammalia; Rodentia; Sciuridae.